This is a messenger RNA of Sapajus apella (tufted capuchin), 1614 nucleotides long. Its product is annotated as zinc finger protein 595-like. The transcript is spliced from 5 exons. Gene Ontology annotation, biological process: negative regulation of transcription by RNA polymerase II. Lineage: Eukaryota; Metazoa; Chordata; Mammalia; Primates; Cebidae. Gene Ontology annotation, molecular function: DNA-binding transcription repressor activity, RNA polymerase II-specific; RNA polymerase II cis-regulatory region sequence-specific DNA binding. The coding region runs from base 179 to 1534 and encodes 451 amino acids. The record is from RefSeq and is a predicted model, not a curated record.
UCUGGCAAAACCUUUUCCUCUGGCUCCUGUUAGGGCGCGGGUUAGGUGUUCACCGCCUUGUGUCCUCGGCUCCCGGAGGCCCGGGUGAUUCGGCCACAGCCUCGGCCUCCGUCGCUCUGUGAGCUGCGGGCAUCGGAUGAUUCGUAGCUAAGACUCCGCGACACCCUGAAGCCCAGAAAUGGAACUCUUAACAUUCAGGGAUGUGGCCGUAGAAUUCUCCUCAGAAGAGUGGAAAUGUCUGGAUCCUGCCCAGCAGAAUUUAUAUAGAGAUGUGAUGUUGGAGAAUUACAGAAACCUGGUCUCCCUGGGUGUUGUGAUCUCUAACCCAGACCUGGUCACCUAUCUGGAACAAAGAAAAGAGCCCUACAAUUUGAAGAUACAUGAGACAGCAGCCAAACCCCCAGCUACGUGUUCUCCUUUCACCCAAGACCUUUCACCAGUUCAGGGGAUAGAAGAUUCAUUCCAUAAACGUAUACUGAGAAGAUGUGAGAAAUGUGGACAUGAGAAUUUACGAUUAAGAAAAGACUAUAAAGGUGUGAAUAAGUGUAACGUGCAGAAAGGAGUUUAUAAUGGACUUUACCAAUGCUUGUCAAUUUCCCAGAGCAAAAUAUUUCAGUGUAAUGCAUGUGUUGAAGUUUUUAGUAAAUUUUCAAAUUCAAACAAACAGACAAAACACACUGGAGAGAAACCCUUUACAUGUACAGAAUGUGGCAGAUCAUUUUACAUGUCACACCUAACUCAACAUACAGGAGUUCAUGCUGGAGAGGAACCCUGCAAAUGUGAAAAAUGUGGCAAAGCCUUUAAUAGUUCCACAUCCCUUACUAAACAUAAGAGAGUUCAUACUGGAGAGAAACCCUACACAUGUGAAGAAUGUGGCAAAGCCUUUAGACGGUCCACAGUGCUGAAUGAACAUAAGAAAAUUCAUACUGGAGAGAAACCCUACAAAUGUGAAGAAUGUGGCAAAGCCUUUACACGGUCCACAACGCUGAAUGAACAUAAGAAAAUUCAUACUGGAGAGAAACCCUACAAAUGUAAAGAAUGUGGCAAAGCCUUUAUAUGGUCCACAAGCCUGAAUGAACAUAAGAAUAUUCAUACUGGAGAGAAACCCUACAAAUGUAAAGAAUGUGGCAAAGCUUUUAACCAAUCCUCAGGCCUUAUUAUACACAGGAGCAUUCAUUCUGAACAAAAACUUUACAAGUGUGAAGAAUGUGGCAAAGCCUUUACUCGGUCCACAGCCCUGAAUGAACAUAAGAAAAUUCAUUCUGGAGAGAAACCCUACAAAUGUAAAGAAUGUGGCAAAGCCUAUAACUUAUCCUCAACCCUUAAUAAACAUAAGAGAAUUCAUACUGGAGAGAAACCCUUCACAUGUGAAGAAUGUGGCAAAGCCUUCAAUUGGUCCUCAUCCCUUACUAAACAUAAGAUAAUUCACACUGGAGAGAAAUUCUACAAAUGUGAAGAAUGUGACAGAGCUUUUUCUCGGCCCUCAACCCUUACUGUACAUAAGCGAAUUCAUACUGUCAAGGAACAUAUUUGAUAACAUAGUUGAAUGACAUUGCUAAGUAAUUUUUUCUUCCAGUGUCUUUAAACAAAUUCAAGAAUAUUGUUCCCAUAUGA